AUGGGACGGUCACCUUGCUGUAAACCAGAAGCGCACACCAAAAAAGGGACAUGGACUAAAGAAGAAGAUGAGAUCCUUGUCAAUUACAUCACUCUUCACGGUGAAGUCUGCUGGCGUUCCCUCCCUAAAGCGGCAGGAUUGCUUAGAUGUGGCAAGAGUUGCAGACUGAGAUGGAUAAACUACCUGAGGCCUGACCUCAAGAGAGGAGACUUCACUCGAGAAGAAGAUGAAAUCAUUAUUAGGCUUCAUAGCCUGCUGGGAAAUAACUCGACUCCACCAUCCAGUAGUACAACUGAAGAAACUCAGCCACAUUCCCAGCUUCAGCACGAGCAAAACACUGCCGUUGCAGUUGAUCUUGAGCUUUCUAUUGGACUUCCUUACUACUCAACACCAGUGCCUAAAGUUCCUGGCCAGUUUUACCGGCCGGUGACGGUGCCACCACUGCGGGCACAGGUGCCAGCUAAAGCAAUUUGUUUGUGUUGGCAGUUGGGGCUUCAAAAUAGACAGUUGUGCAAGUGCCAAAUCAAAGAAUAG
This is a messenger RNA of Fraxinus pennsylvanica, 534 nucleotides long. The record is from the annotation of a GenBank genome assembly. Lineage: Eukaryota; Viridiplantae; Streptophyta; Magnoliopsida; Lamiales; Oleaceae.